UCCACGUAUUAGUGGUGGUUUUCCGGCACUAAUCCACCAAAAGCCCUCCAAAAACCCACCCCAUUCCCAACUUCAGAUGCUAUUCUUUGGUCUUCACUCUCCGCCUAACUUAAAUUCAUCAAUUACCCGUUUCAGAGCCCGAAUUUGACCCAAAACAGCUGAAUAAUCCGAAAAAUAACAAGUACCAGCACCAGAGAUGAUCGAUGGUUACGAUGAUGAUGCAUCCACAUCACCACCAAACCACUGCUCCGCCGCCGUCACACAACCACGGCAAUCCCCCGCCGCCUCCUACCUCUUCUAUUUCCCUUAGAUCCCCUGCUUCUGCACCUCCUAAUAACACUACUAACGACUCCACUCCCACUUCUGCUUCUACCCCUCACUCUCAGCAGCCUCACUCCUUCAACCACCUCAUCUCUCUGGGUCGUGGGGAUCAUUACCUCCCAUUGGGGCCCUCCCCAGCCCAAAACCAACCCCAAGACUCCUCAGGUUCCAUUUUGACCCGGGUUAGGCUCUCUGAUAUAUUGCCUUACGAUGGGGCACCUGUGGCUCCCUACUUCCGAGCUGUGGAGGCCCUUUCCGGGUCCCUCAUGAGGCACAACGCCGCCGUGAUUGAGGUUGGUUGUGACGAUGCGGCUUUGCUCCGGUGCGGGCUUGAAGCGGCCCGGUUGUUUUUCCGGACUAGAACUGCACAUGUUCCAGGUGGUGGUGGUGGUGGUGGUGGUCCUGGGAGUUGGGGUAAGGGUGGUCGUGGGGUUUAUAUGUAUAGGCCUGGAAGGUCUUUGGAAGAUAUGGACCCACCCCCUCCAUGCAUGGCUGAUGUUUUUAGAUGUAUGGGGAAAGCAGCUCGAGCUGCAUUAUGCGCCAUUGCAAGGCAUCUCCGUCUCCGCAGCGAUGUUUUCAACCACUUGCUUGAUGAUAGCCCAUUGCCUGCUAACGAGGCUUCUUCAUCAGUGCUUGUUGCAACCUUUUCCAGUACACACUCACUAAAUGGAAAAGGAUCUACAGGAGGUGGAAAGCUGAGUGGAAAUGGUGAAGUAGAGAAGGGGCUGUUGACGCUGAUUUCCUCAGAUGCUGCUGGACUUCAGGUUUGUGACCCCAAUGGCCGUUGGUACCUGGCUGAUAGUGGCUUAGUUCCUGGGGACAUUUUACUUCUCACAGGCAAGGCUCUCAGCCAUGCUACAGCUGGUCUGAGGCCUGCGGCUUCACAUCGCUCUGCAUUGGAUAUCCCUCCAGCAACUUCUAGUGGCGGAAGGACAUCCCUGGUCUUUAGGCUCAUGCCACAAGGCAAUGCAAUACUUGAUUGUUCACCAAUUGCAGCAGCUGGUCAUGUCAUUCCUCAGAGUUAUGUGCCAAUCUCUGUAACCGAGUUUAUGGAUGACCUUUCUGUAGAAGAAGAUGUAUUAUGUAACCAGAGUGAUAUUGCUUAUGUGGCACAAGAUAAUUUGAACAGGGAACCAUCAUUGAGAAGUGUUCUCUCAGAUCCUUUAUCUGGUGCAUUCCUGGAAGAUGCUAUGUUUGUUUCAUGUGGACAUUCUUUUGGUGGGCUCAUGCUUAGAAGGGUCAUCAGCACGUCCAGAUGUGCUCUCUGCAAUGCAGAAAUCGAGAUCAGAUCUCUGAUCCCGAACCAUGCCCUAAGAGCAGCUGCAGCAGCAGUGAAGCAUGAGGAUGAUAGGAGGCUAUUCCAUAAUGCAGCUCUGAGAAAGCGCAGGAAGGAGAUAGGGGAGCAUAGGGAAAAUGGAGACAUUACUUCUGAAAAUGGCCAAAAUAGAGGUGUACAAUAUCCAUUCUCAGUUAAUGAGAAAGUGAUGAUAAAGGGAAAUAGAAGGACACCAGAUAAAUUUGUUGGCAAAGAAGCAGUGAUUACGUCACAGUGCCUUAAUGGCUGGUACUUACUUAAGAUAAUUGAAACUGGUGAAAAUGUUCGGCUGCAAUAUCGUUCUCUACGGAAGAUCCAGACUGCCCAGGAUGCAGACGAUGGAGGCCUGUCCCUUCCUGUGCAGAACAGCAGUUCAUAGACUAUAGCUAUUAGUUCCGACUCCCGAUCUGACAUUACCAAAAUUCAUGAAGGGCCUCAACUCAAAGCAGCUGUACGCUUUACCCCUGUAAAAAAAGAAGCUCUAUAUUUACCGUAAGCUAUGGUGCUAGUCUAGAUAGUUGUUGGGUAGAAGCUUGUAAAGAAACAACCCCAUCAUGACCAAGAGGAUACCAGGGCAGAAAGCAAAAGGUUCUGUGGAUGAAAUUGUUGCUCUGUAGCCUGUAUGCUGCAUUUGCAAAACAACGACCUCGUACUCAUAUAUGAAAGGCACAGAUUCUGUUCUUGACCACGUUCCCCUUGUUGAAGAAAUAACAAAAGAAUUCAUGCUGCCAUUGAUAGAAGAACA
Molecule: messenger RNA, 2381 nt
Organism: Coffea eugenioides
Lineage: Eukaryota; Viridiplantae; Streptophyta; Magnoliopsida; Gentianales; Rubiaceae
Exons: 12
Coding region: 204-2015 (603 amino acids)
Source: RefSeq, a predicted model, not a curated record